AUGGUCGAAUGGACAGAUGCUCAAAUCCGUAUACUCAUUGAUGAACGUAGAAAUAGAAAUGAGGAAUAUCAUAAUCUCGGAAGGAAUCAAACCGAAUUUUGGGCUAGCGUUGCAACCAAAAUUAAUCGAGAUCACAAUACGAGCUUUAAUGGGUACCAAUGUAAAGAAAAAUUUAUGAAUCUUGUUCGGGAUUACAAUUCGAUGUGUGAGUAUAUGGCAGGGAAUAGAAAAACACGAAGAAGCCGGAUGGGUACGCAAUAUUUUAACGAAUUCCGUACACAUUUUUGGGGGAGGCCUGAAGAUGAUUUCGAUAGAAUCCGUAAUAUUAAUAGUUCUAAUCGUAGACGACGUGGAAUUGGGGGAAAUAAUACGCCAGCACCAUCUAUUGGGGAAAAUCGAAGAAGCCGAAGAUCAUUGUUGUAA
This is a messenger RNA of Ambispora leptoticha, 423 nucleotides long. Lineage: Eukaryota; Fungi; Glomeromycota; Glomeromycetes; Archaeosporales; Ambisporaceae. The record is from the annotation of a GenBank genome assembly.